GCUAUCGGCUGCGUGCCCUGGCGGCGGCCGGCGCGUUUCCACUUCCGGGUGUGAGGCCGGGCCGUUGCUAGGGCGGCCGUGUUGCUAAGGGAGGCCUGGCCGGCAUGGCGGGGAACCGCCUGCACAAGACCGGGAGCGUGUUCAGCCGGACGCGGAACCUGCUCCGCAUGGGCGUGGUGGAGAAGCCGCUGUGGUUCGAUGUGUACUGCGCCUUCCCCCCGCCGAGGGAGCCGCUCUUCAGGGUGCCGCGGCCGCGCUACGGCAAGGUGAAGGAUGUCGUCCGGCCCGUCUUGUACCCCGAGGAUGAAGUGCGAGCGAGGUUUUACAGAGUUUAUGGCAGUGGCCCAAGGCCUUUCGACCUGUCGCAAUCACACUACAAAUCUACUUGCCAGAGGUUUGUGGAGAAAUACAAUGAACUGAAGCAAGAAGGGAAAAUUGAAGAGGAAAAAUUGUUUGAAGAAACAGGAAAAGCCCUUUUAGCCAGUGGGAUACUGCUACAGAGAAGAGGGACGGAGAAAGUAGCACACCAGGAUCAUCGGGAUGCUGAAACCAGGGAUUCUGUGUUAAACCUGCGUCUCCAAACUGUGUUGGAAGAGAUGCAGGAGAAGGAUCAGGAGGGGCAGACAGCAGAGCCAGCAGAAAAGCAGAAGGAGAACCCCUUACCCUAAGGGCUGUGCUGUUGUCCUGUGCUGCUCAGCUGCAGGACGUGCCCUGGAGCCAGUAUUCUGCCUCCACAACCCAGUGGCUGUGGGAUGAGGGGAAUAUGCCUCAGUUGUGCAGCUCUAGUGCCUUCCCUGACUCUGUAUGUGGCACACCCUACAUGUUUUUCCAUCUCCCCAUUUAUGAGAUCUGGAGCUAAUAAUUAUUUUGGGGGGUUAAAGACUAGUCUGUCCAAUUGUGAGCUGGAAAACAUGAGUAUAAACAUGGAAAAUUAAACAAUUUUCUGUAAAGAUUGGAA
Messenger RNA from Pezoporus flaviventris, 958 nucleotides. RefSeq names its product mitochondrial ribosomal protein S23 (gene MRPS23). The transcript has 5 exons. The record is from RefSeq and is a predicted model, not a curated record. Gene Ontology annotation, biological process: translation. Gene Ontology annotation, molecular function: structural constituent of ribosome. The coding region runs from base 105 to 668 and encodes 187 amino acids. NCBI's taxonomy places the organism in Eukaryota, Metazoa, Chordata, Aves, Psittaciformes, Psittacidae. Gene Ontology annotation, cellular component: mitochondrion; ribosome.